Corythoichthys intestinalis (scribbled pipefish) is the source of this 8462-nucleotide messenger RNA. RefSeq names its product transmembrane protein 245 (gene tmem245). The transcript is spliced from 18 exons. The record is from RefSeq and is a predicted model, not a curated record. Lineage: Eukaryota; Metazoa; Chordata; Actinopteri; Syngnathiformes; Syngnathidae. The coding region runs from base 573 to 3179 and encodes 868 amino acids.
UAAAUGAGGAGCAGCAUUUUGUGUGUAAGCUACUUCAUAUGCUGGUAGCAGUACUGCUGACCAAUUUAUUAGGUCUGUGUGCGGGCCAGACAUUAUUGAUUUUAUGACAGAGGCUGGGGGCCGGAUGAAAUUUGACCACGGGCCGCAUUUGGCCCCCGGGCCGCACUUUGGACAUGUCUGGCCUAAGCAGCCUGAUUUAGAAUUCCCUUCAAGAAUGAUGGGAAACAAAAAAACACUAAUUGUCAACUUAUUAUUAUAAAUAUUCUUUUAAGUUAAUUUUAUUGCUGACACUGCGUUUUGGGGUCAUCAGCAUGUUGUGCACCCCUGCCCCAAAAGUCAAACUCCGCCUAUGCUUAUAUGGUGGGGAAAAAAGUGUUUAAGACGGACAAAACAUGAGCGCUGAGGGCUUCUUCACCUAAAACGUUUUAAAAACAACGUUUCCCAUCGUACCCUUCGCCAGUGUACGUCACUCAUUCUUCCUGACACGCCGGGUGGCAUUCGCAACAGAUAUGGUCUAUGUACGCACGAAAUCAACUGUUUGAGUGGCAUUCGCAAGUCGCGUUGCGUUGAGCAUGGCUGACGAGGACGACUCGUCAACGGACCCCGCCGCUGGUCCUCCACCAUGGAGCCCUCCAUCGGAGCGGCCUCACUCCGUGUCGUUCACCGACAGCGUUCAGCCGGCCGUUGGAAUGGUUAGCCAGUUGCUAAGCCAGCCGUCAUCGCUCAAGUUCGAUAAAAACAUCAAACAGGCCUUUUACAACACCGGGGCGAUGAUCUUCGUGGCUAUCUGCUGCGGGGCGGCGGUGCUGGUCUACUUUAUCCUGGAGGCCUUCCUCCGGCCGUUGCUCUGGGCCGUGUUGUGCGGCACCUUUCUUCACCCCUUCAAGCACUCCCUCGCCCGGCUAGGACGCUCUUGGCUUAGCGGCCUUCAGGACACCGGUACGCCCAUAGUGGUGGGCACUCUGCUGGUGCCGGUGUGGUGCAUUAACCACGCGGUGGACUUCAUGGGCCGGCAAGUGAUGGACAAACUUCCGCUGCUGUUGGCCAUCGGAGCCGGGGCGCCGUUGUUAUACGUCCUAUACGUGUCGUGGAGUGUCGUCGGCAUGCAGGUGCUUUUUGGCCACCUGUGGUGGAUGAUCGCGGCGGCGUUGGACUGUUUCCACGUGGUGUGGGUUUGCACCGUGGUCAUUGGCUACUUGCUGGCAGUAUGUUUUAAGUGGAGUCUUUACACUGAAGGCUAUCUAAGGUCCGCAGCCUUGCCCGUCUGGAUGACUCUACUUUUUUACAUUGUGUCUUUGACGGGCUCGUGGCGGGUUCCCUUAUUUGUGGUGGUGUUGCUGCUACUGAUCGUGGGUUCCCAAGAGAAGCCUCCAGUCCCUGGUAGAGGAGAGCUGACUGGGCAGGUGUUGUCAAUUGCUGCUAACACUAUUUACAUGGCCAUCUCCUGUGGCAGCCCGCAGUCCAAAACUGAGCCCAGUGAAGCAUGUACUACAGACUCAACGGACAACUUCCCUGGCACAUCGGGGUUCCGCCAGAACUCAAGAGGAGUCCCGUCUGGUCUCUUCCAGAAGACGUCCUCCCACAAGGCCAGUGACAUUUACUUCAUCCUGCUGGCGUGGGCAAUCGUCCUUGUCCAGAUCUGGUUCAACUUGUGGGUCCUACAACUCCUGCCCAUCCCAGUGGCCGUGUGGGUGAUGAAGAAGCUGGUGGUCCAUUUUGGCUUGAAGAGCUUUGCGGCAAGGACUCUGAGCUCAUGGUGGGUCGUGCUGGAGAAGUUUGGGCGGGAACGAGAAGAGGCUCUGCUGCCUGGUCCAAUCAAAGGAUUGGCUCAGUUCCUGCUGCGUAUUGACACAAAGCUGUGGCAUUGGCUUAACAAGCAGAUGGUGGUGUGGUUGGAGCGCUCGCUGGAUAAAAUUAUCAGCAUCUUUAUCAUCAUCCUUCUGGUCACUGGGACCCUUCUCAUGGGGCUGUUGCUCACAGCGAUGGUACACCACGAAAGCGCUCACAUCAUUGACGUCACAAGUAAUCUUAUCAAUGAGACAGUCUCCAACCAUCCAGAAUGGGCAAACUUGCUCCCAGAAACUCGUGUGGUCCAGAAAGCUUUGAAUUCAGCCGCCACCAACGUCUACGAGCACGGGAGAGAAUGGAUAACUCAAAAACUUCACAAGAUUUUAGGAGACAAGGUGAACCAUACAGAUGUGAUUGAGAAGCAGGUGCUAGAGCUUUGGGAUCGACUUUACCACUCGUGGUUUGUCAAGAACGUUACCCACUCGGGGCGCCCCCGCAGUCACAAGUUGAAUAUUCAGAGAGGAAACAGCUGGUUGGUGGACAUGCUGGACUGGAAGGAUAUUGCCUCCUUUCUGCAGGAGAAUAUUGAAACUCUGUGGUCUAUCUUGGAGUCUCUCUGGGUGGUGAUGAGCAGGAACGUUGGCCUCCUUAUCUCUACGACCACUACACUUCUCACUGUGUUGUUCCAUAGUGGCACAGCUCUGCUCAACUUUGUCCUCAGCGUGGUGAUCUUCUUGACCACCCUGUUCUACCUGCUGAGCUCAAGUGGAGAGUACUACAAGCCUGUCAAAUGGGUCAUCAGCCUGACUCCUCUCUCACAACCAGGACAGUCUUCCAACAUCAUUGGGCAAUCUGUGGAGGAGGCUAUCAGAGGCGUGUUUGAUGCCUCUCUCAAGAUGGCGGGCUUCUACGGCCUGUACACUUGGCUCACUCACACCAUCUUUGGCAUCAACGUGGUCUUUAUUCCGUCAGCUUUGGCUGCCAUCUUGGGCGCCGUUCCCUUCCUGGGCACAUAUUGGGCUGCCGUGCCCGCCGUGUGCGACUUGUGGCUGGCACAGGGUGAAGGCGUCAAGGCCGUGCUACUGCUCGUCUGCCACCUGUUGCCGACCUACUUUGUGGACACCGCCAUCUAUUCGGACAUCUCUGGUGGGGGUCACCCUUACCUGACAGGCUUGGCAGUGGCGGGUGGCGCUUACUAUCUGGGUCUGGAAGGCGCCAUAAUCGGACCCAUCCUGCUGUGCAUCCUGGUGGUGGCGGCCAACAUCUACAGUGCCAUGCUGAUGAGCCCUAACUCCACGACCCCCACGCCCAUCCAGGCGGGCUGGCCGCAACCCGGCAACAGGCUUUUCUCUGAGGUGACGCCUUCCAUCCUGAAGAAGAGCAGUGAGUAACAGUCCACUGGCGGGACAUUGGCCGGCUCCUCCGCUUCUCCCUGAGCGGUUCAACUCUACACUCCCAGCGAGAUGGCGCCUCAAGCAAGCCCGCACACCCACGAUGCUUUGCUGCGGCUUCGCUCCGGGCAAAACGGCGCCUGUUGCUGCUCUCCAGUCGCAAAGUUGAUACAAAGUUGUCUCGUUGGAAAAAUAAUUGAUUACCGGGUGAGAUGAUUUUUGAAACGCACAUGAAACUCACACUAAUGCACAACUUAAUCCAAAAGUGUCCAAUUUGGAUGAUAUGUCACUUACUGAAUGUGUAAGGUUUCAAAAGACCACAUUGGGUUCCAAAGUUUUUUACCACUAUCCACCUUAGAAAACAACAAAAAUCAGUUUUUCUUUGUUUCACAUGGAAAUAUGUUAUUGAACAGCAAUGCUGCACUGAUUGUUUGCUGCGACAAUAUUGGCUACAAACUUUGAAAGAGAAAGAGUAGACACUUUUUUGACCAAAAAAAAGGUCUCUCGUGCUUUACAUUCUUUAGUUUAGAACUGGGGUGUCCAAACUUUUUUCUCCGGGGGCCCCUUUCAGAAAAAAAUCAUUGGAUGCAAGGGCCAGCUUGAAAUCCUUUGUUAAUAAAAUUAUCAAAGUCUGGUAAAAAUAAAAAAACUAUUAAGUCAUUGGCUGCUAUUGACGGUAAUAGACGUCCAAUCAAAUUUGACUGGGAGGCUGGCGGCGUUCGUUCAAUGAUGAACACCUUGCCAUUUGAAAUGGAUUUAAUAUUGAUAACUGUCAAUGGCAAUGAGUGAUUUAAGUUCACAAAAUGAUCCAGAGGAUAUAAUGCAACAGAAUUUAGACUGAUUUUCAGGUUCUUGUGCGGGCCAGUAUAAACAGGGCAGCGGGCUGUAGUUAGGACACCCCUGGUUUAGAACAUGGAUUAAUUCAUCCGAAAUGUUGGUUUUUGACCAAAAAGCGAAGAAAAGCAUGUCAAUGAGAACAAAGACACCAAUAUUUUAUGCUCUUGUCAUACCUUAAAGGUUGACAGAACAAAAGAAAGACUGAGAAAGGGCUUCUGGUAUCAAAACUAUUUGCACAAGCCAACUGUGGAAAGCGUUGCAAGUGAUGCUGACUCAGGUCCUAGUUGACUAUCAGUGGCUUUAAAACAUUUUGUUCAUCAUUCACUCCAUGUAGUGAGUCAUCAUUUCUCACAAUUGACACACACUUACUAGAACAGGUAGUCCAGAGGUUACGACGUACCCGACUUGCAUGAUUCUGACUUUACGACGCCGGAGUGAAUAGGGCAACACAUCAGACGUGGACGGUGCAAGAUGAAGCCCCUUCACCACCUUUCUGACAAUACCGUCGAUCAGGGCCAAUUUGGUGACUGGUACCUCCCCUAGGUCUGCCUGAUAAAUAAGCCUAGGGAUAGAAAAUUAGUUCAAAACCCUCAUGCAUUGUGAGGGAUUUAGAGGGGCCACUGUGAUCCCCUGAGCCACCGGUCCACCAGGGGGAUCACAUCUGGUGUUGCAAUGCCUUGCCCCGGGCUUGCCUGGAUGCUUAAAUAACGGUUUCCCCCGGAGGUAUCGUGUAUGAUUUCUCCUCACAGCCUCCUUAAUAUGCAGUCGUUAACUAUGCCCCUGUCCAUGUAGAACCCAUGACACUUCCUGGGCUGCACACCUGAGCCAGUCAGCUGGCGGAAAUACUCCAGGAUCCCUAGGCUACUCCCCAUCCUCCGAUGGCCCCAUCUCAGUCCAGAGCCUGCCUUCUCAAUUGAAUGGAUAAGCGGGUCCGUUGCCAGGUUGAAGAGCUGGGGCAACAUCGGCUCCUCCUGCUUCACUCCAACCUUCAUCCUUAUGAGCUGUGUUACGACAACCCCAUAGCCCACCCUUUUCGACAAAUCCAGAUAUGUUUCGAAUCAACUCAAUAACAUGUCUGUCAACACCCCAUUCUUCUAAGGUACACGGGAUAUGCUCAUGGGAGAGAGUCAAAUGCCUUCCUGAAGUCCACAAACACCACUGCCAGUGGUUCCCCCUUCUUCCUUGAGCACCUAAUAAUUCUUUGCAGUGUCAUCAGGUUCUCUGCGCACCCACUCGAGGAGGCGAGGAAACCACGCUGCCGAGGGUUAAUCGGACAGGCCCGAGUCAACCUUAUCAUCAUUAUCCGCCCAAACAGCCUCAGAACCACCAAUUGUCACUGGGCGCCAUCCAGACACUGUGCCCGGCUCGGAUUGAUGUAUUUGGGUAACGGCUUAGUUUGGCACUCCUUGAAGACACAGGGACUGACUCCGCGUGCCAGCCAUGCUGUGAAAAGCCUUGCCAGUUGCUUGCCCUGAGGAUCCCAGUUGAACAAAGCCUGUUUGGUACUCCUGUCUGGUCCGGAGGCUGUGCCAUUUGCCAUUCGGGUCAAGUUUUUCCUUUCUUCUUCCACCAGGAUAGGGGUGUAAAACUCCUGUGCACUUCCUUUCUGUAACGCAUCUCGGAUCCUGGUCUCCACCAGGUCCGGUAGCAGGACCGGGUCAGCCAACGGCUCUGAGAGCUAAACUGUCUCUGACACUGCCGCUUCUAGGCUGUCGCCUGCCGUGUCGACUUGCAGUAACCUCCUUUUGCUCCUCACCUGCUCUGCCGUUUUGCCACUUCCCAGCUCAUCAGCUGUGAGCUGAUUGGUGGCCUUAUUGUUACCCCUGUACACCGCUAGGAGCCGGAUAAGCUUUUCGACUUUUUCGCACUCCAGAGCUUCUUGGAUUUGGCCUCGUUCCAGGCUCCUGAGUGGGCGUGCCGCCUGGUCUGGGAGACACCAAUCACGGACUUGAAUCACGCGAACUCUGGAAUGUCACUACUUUCGUGGAAGGACCACAGUGAUGUUGCGUUCCACCUGAGGGUCAGAGGGGUCAGACUCUGGAGAUGCUUUCAAGGUCGAUUCAGCUCCUGUGGUGAGGGCUAUAGCGGGCUUUGGUUCCAGCACGAUCUCUUCCCGCUGUACUCUCAUUACCAAGCCGUCAUUGAUUCGGACGCCACCGAGGGCACUCCGAGAGGAGGACUAGUCGAGGUCCACCCGCUCCCCCGGCUCUGUCUUCUUCACGGACCUGCAUCUCCAUCGAUAACUGACUUCCCACGGGAGUCUUCCCAUCGGUCAGUUGCUGUUGCCACUGACCUGGACGGGACCUUAUCACACACUAGCAGUGGGCGGUUCCAUCUACCACUGGGCAGGUCGCUUCGCCAAUGCCAAGUGUGCCCAACUGUAGCACACAGGCGCGGAAGCUUUGCCCACACACACACAGGGUCCCUCCCCUAACCCAUGUGGUGCCGCUUCUGAUGAACCAGAACGCCAAUCCUGGCCACGUCUCUUCUUGGACUUUUUCAUUAUUGUUUGUGAUCGCAAUCCCUCUCUCCCACCUCAGGGCAUGCUGCUUUGCUCGUCAACACCCGCCGCGUACCUUCGCGAUGCUUUGUUUAAAUUAAGCAGUUGGAUUCCCCCCGGUCCGCACCAGUUUUAAGACAGCUGCUAGGCGCCGGCUGAGGCAGGCGGGUGGCGCCCGGCCUGGGUUUCCGGGGCGGUCAUCAGGUCGCGGGGUCCAGCCAGGGGUGCGGAAGUGUCGGCCGGGCUGCGGUAGUACGAGAGGAUACGCAAGUACAGGCAUUUGGUCUAGGUGCUUGGCUGAGGAGCCAAUGGUGCGAGGCUACCAUCUGUGGGAUUUUGACUGAAUGCAUCUCAGUCAGAAUCCCACCUAGCCACAAUGACACAGGGGUGCGAUCCCCCCUAAGCUCUCCCUUUCCCGGCGCCCGACGUGCCUCACGUGGCCAUUUGGGUUAAGUCACCAGCAUAGGAACAGAAGUCGUUUGUAACCCAGGGACUACCUAUAACUAUAACGAUGUAUCUAUACUGAAAAUUCUCCCAACUAAUUAAUGUGAAAAUACGCGUUGGCCAUAUAAUAGUCAUGCAACACCACCAUCUAUAGCAGGGGUAUCCAACGUUGGUUCUCGAGAGCCCCUAUCCAGCUUGUUUUCCAUGUCUCCCUCUUCCAGCACACCUCAAAUAAUCAGGAUCGUUAUCAGGCUCGUGCAGAGCUUACUGAUGAAGUGAUCAUUUGAUUUAGGUGUUUUAAAGGAGGGAGACAUGGAAAACAAGCUGGAUAGGGGCCCUCGAGGACCGGAGUUGGCUACCCCUGAUCUAUAGGGGAUAUGUUAGUCAUAACAGUGAAGAACAAACCUAAAUUGAACAAAAUAGGUGAAACCCUUUUCCCAUGCCAACAUGUUGAAAAACAUCUUUGAUAAAAGACAGUACGUUACCCAUGGUGGCAAAAGCACUUGCCAUGUGCAAUCUUAGUGCCAAAGAACUAUGUUGAAAUUAUCCUAUUAGUCUGAUAGGAAGGGAGUGCUUUGUCCCUGUCUGUAGAAAAUGUUACUUUGUUUUAAGAGCAAUUUUUUUUGUAGGGCUUUAAACCAUUUUGUUUUAUCAUUCGUUCUGCACAAACCUGAAGCAUUUGCACGUUUUUAGUUGAUUCCUAACACAAAAAAAAACCUAACUUGUGUGCAAUCACAGUUAAUGCAGAUUUUGCACAAAUACACACUGCUGCUCUCCACAAAUAGUCAUUAUUUAGUUUUUAUUAAAGAAGCAGGAAGGAACUUGUUUGCAUCGGGGCUUCCUCUACAGUCGGGAAAUCCUUUGAUGACAAGUCAAGUUUACAAACUUGUUUUCAUCACCGAGAACUCAACUGAGCAAACUGUUUUGGGAGUUUUUUUUUUUUUUCUUCCAAAUUUCAAUCAAACAAAUCGAUAUCAUGGUUUAGGUCCUUUUUUUCGCCCAUAAUUAAGGAGGCCAUCCAUUAAUUUCAUAUUUAUAUAUCUAUAUUUUUAAAUAUACAUAUAUAGUUAUUAAAUGGUGAGGAAUUAGCAGGCCUUACUAUCUAAUGCAUUUUUAUUGGCAGUCAAUGGGUGCCAGCAAUAAAAAUGAAAACCACCCUCCUGCAAAAUGACCAAAAUGGAGUUUGCGCACUACUUCUCAGUGGUUCAAACAUUAAAGAUAACAUAUUCAAUGUUUUCAUCAUACCAGCACUUUUUUGACUAGUAGUGCUCGUAGCAACAUGAAGCCUGGAAUGUUAUCUGUGGCUGAAUGAUCACACAUUAGUGUGCACGUGUGAUGGAUGCGAUCGGACUUCAGGUUGUUGGCUAUAACAAGUGUGACUUUUUUUUUUUCUUUUUUUUUGAAGUGUGCAUAAUAUCAGUGUUACCCUCAUUUGUUUUUAUCUGUUGGUUUUCCUCAAAUGACUGGAUAUGCACUGCCAAAUAAACACCACCUUUAAAGUA